Brassica rapa (field mustard) is the source of this 787-nucleotide messenger RNA. RefSeq names its product spermidine synthase 1. Gene Ontology annotation, cellular component: cytosol. Gene Ontology annotation, biological process: spermidine biosynthetic process. NCBI's taxonomy places the organism in Eukaryota, Viridiplantae, Streptophyta, Magnoliopsida, Brassicales, Brassicaceae. The record is from RefSeq and is a predicted model, not a curated record. Gene Ontology annotation, molecular function: spermidine synthase activity.
UCAUUUCAUCAUCUUCUGGUCCUCUUCACAGCAAUGGACGCUGUUACCGAUUUGAAGAGACAGAGAGAAGAGGAUGAUAACGCCGCGGCAGCUAAGCCUGCUUGUUUCUCAUCUGUGAUUCCUGGGUGGUUCUCCGAGAUGAGUCCCAUGUGGCCAGGUGAUGCACACUCUUUGAAGGUUGAGAAAGUUUUGUUUCAAGGCAAAUCAGAUUACCAGGAUGUCAUUGUUUUCCAGUCUGCGACAUAUGGGAAAGUGUUGGUUCUGGAUGGAGUAAUCCAACUUACGGAGAGAGACGAAUGCGCCUAUCAGGAAAUGAUCACCCAUCUUCCUUUGUGCUCUAUUCCUAACCCAAAGAAGUGGGGUUAUUGGAUUUAUGCUCUGUUCAACAGAGGGACCUCAUGUUGACUUCAGAGUCCCAGUGAACCCACUUGAUGACAGCUCCAGCAAAUCAAAUGGACCCUUGCUAAUUGAAAUAUAAAUUUUAUUUGAAGUUCAUCUUUGAAAAGUAAACAUCUGAAGCUAUAGAAUGUGCAAGAAUUGAGAAGGGUGUGAAAGGUCAUUAUUAAGAUUAUUAAGACAAUGUACAAGGUGAAUGUUAUUUAACACCCUAUUUAACACUUUUUAACUCUUUACAUCAUAUUUUAUUCUUUUUCAUAUUUUAAUUCAACAUACAUUCAAAUUUUAUAUUUACAAUAGUUUUGUUUAAUAAAAUUCAACGCGUUAUUUCAAUAUUUUAUGUAAUAUCGUUAUUUUAUGUUUGUUUUGUAAAAGAUAACUAGAUUUUGAC